AUGGAGAGUCACAAAUAUACAGACAAAUUAAAAUCAGGAGAUUGGAUUUGCACAGAUGAAAACUGUCGGAAUCUUAAUUUUUCAAAAAGAACUCACUGUAACAGAUGUAGUAAACCUCGACCGAAAAUAAAAAAAAAUUUUAAGCAGAUAUUUUUUAAAUCGAAUGAUUGGAAAUGUGAUGAUUGUGGUAAUAUAAAUUGGGCGAAAAGAGAAAAAUGUAAUAUAUGUAGUAAAAGUAGAUAUAGUAAAAAAUUAAAUGAGUUUAGAAGUAAUAAAGAAAUAAGAACAGGAAAGGGAGGAGGACAUUACGAUAUUCAAUGGAAUAAUGAAAAAAGAGUUCACGAUUCAGAAGAUGAAGAAUAUGAUGAAUUCGGAAGAAAAAAAAAAAAAAAAAAAAAAAUUGAUGAUGAAGAAGAAAAGUCAAGAGGUAAUAAUGAAAAUAAUGAUAUAAAUAAUAAUAAGAACAAUAAUAAUAAUAAAGAUAUGCUAUAUAAAAAUAAUAUAAGCAAAAACAAAAACUAUGAAAACUCAAGAUCAAGGAGUAUAUCAUCAAAUACUUAUAAAAAAGUUAAAAAAAAUAAUAUAUAUGAUGAAGUAAAAGAACAUAAAAAAAGUAAUGGAGAUCAUCGAAAAUAUGAUAGAAGAUAUGAUUAUGAUAAGAAAUAUAAUGAUAAAAAAAUUGAUCAUGAUCAAAAAUAUAACUUUGAUAAUAGAGGAAAUGAUUAUGAUAAGAAGUAUGAUGAUAGAAAAUAUAAUUAUGACAAAAAAUAUGAUGACAGAAAAAAACAUAGAAGAGAAUAA
Plasmodium gallinaceum is the source of this 801-nucleotide messenger RNA. Its product is annotated as zinc finger, RAN binding protein, putative. The coding region runs from base 1 to 801 and encodes 266 amino acids. The transcript has 5 exons. The record is from RefSeq and is a predicted model, not a curated record. Lineage: Eukaryota; Apicomplexa; Aconoidasida; Haemosporida; Plasmodiidae. Gene Ontology annotation, biological process: RNA processing.